Molecule: messenger RNA, 4672 nt
Organism: Oncorhynchus keta (chum salmon)
Lineage: Eukaryota; Metazoa; Chordata; Actinopteri; Salmoniformes; Salmonidae
Product: src-like-adapter 2
Exons: 8
Coding region: 2848-3627 (259 amino acids)
Molecular function (GO): protein binding
Source: RefSeq, a predicted model, not a curated record
CUUUCAUCACAUUCCCAGUGGGUCAGAAGCUUACAUGCACUCAAUUAGUAUUUGGUAGCAUUGUCUUUAAAUUGUUUAACUUGGGUCAAAUGUUUCAGGUAGCCCUGCACAAGCUUCCCACAAUAAGUUGGGUGAAUUUUGGCUCAUUCCUCCUGACAGAGCUGGUGUAACUGAGUCAGGUUUGUAAGGCCUCCUUGCUCGCACACGCUUUUUCAGUUCUGCCCACAAAUGUUCUAUGGGAUUGAGGUCAGGGCUUUGUGAUGGCCACUCCAAUACCUUGACUUUGUUGUCCUUAAGCCAUUUUCCCACAACUUUGGAAGUAUGCUUGGGGUCAUUGUCCAUUUGGAAGACCCAUUUGCGACCAAGUUUUAACUUCCUGACUGAUGUCUUGAGAUGUUGCUUCAAUAUAUCCAUGUAAUUUUCCUCCCUCAUGACGCCAUCUAUUUUGUGAAGUGCACCAGUCCCUCCUGCAGCAAAGCACCCCCACAACAUGAUGCUGCCACCCCAGUGCUCCACGGUUGGGAUGGGUGUUCUUCAGGUUGCAAGCGUCUCCCUUUUUCCUCCAAACAUAACGAUGGUCAUUAUGGCCAAACAGUUAGAUUUUUGUUUCAUCAGACCAGAGGACAUUUCUCCAAAAAGUACGAUCUUUGUCCCCAUGUGCAGCUGCAAACCGUAGUCUGGCAAUUCUUAUGGCAGUUUUGGAGCAGUGGCUUCUUCCUUGCUGAGUGGCCUUUCAGGUGAUGUCUAUAUAGGACUCGUUUUACUGUGGAUAUAGAUACUUUUGUACCUGUUUCCUCCAGCAUCUUUGCACUUUUCGCACCAAAGUACAUUUAUCUCUAGGAGACAGAACGUGUCUCCUUCCUGAGUGGUAUGACGGCUGCAUGGUCCCAUGGUGUUUAUACUUGCAUACUAUUGUUUGUACAGAUGAAUGUGGUACCUUCAGGCGUUUGGAAAUUGCUCCCAAGGAUGAACUAGACUUGUGGAGGUUGAGAAUUUUUUUCUGAGUUCUUGGCUGAUUUCUAUUGAUUUUCCCAUGAUGUCAAGCAAAGAGGCACUGAGUUUGAAGGUAGGGAUUGAAAUACAUCCACAGGUACACCUCCAAUUGACUCAAAUGAUGUCAAUUAGCCUAUCAGAAGCUUAUAAAGCCAUGACAUAAUUUUCUGGAAUUCUCCAAGCUGUUUAAAGGCACAGUCAAGUUAGUGUAUGUGAACUUCUGACCCACUGGAAUUGUGAUACAGUGAAUUAUAAGUGAAAUAAUCUGUCGGUAAACAAUUGUUGGAAAAAUGACUUGUGUCAUGCACAAAGUGGAUGUCCUAACCGACUUGACAAAACUAUAGAUUGUUAACAAGACAUUUGUGGAGUGGUUGAAAAACGAGUUUUAAUGACUCCAACCUAAGUGUAUGUAAACUUCCGACUUCAAUUGUUUAAGCUUAUUUUACUCCAAUUUUUGUAAACAAUGUAAGUCUAAACAAACACUAUAUAUCUUCAAAACAUGGUUAAAACUAUAAUGUUGGUAUUGUGGAUGGUCAGUCCUUAUAUCUGUAGCUCUGAGUUUGAUUUGAGUGGUUCCAUCGUUCCAGGCCCGUCCCUCAGCUUAUUUUUUUUAUACCAAAACAGGCAGGUGCCUACUUUGUUAUUGUUUCAAUUAAGGACUCUAGCUUUAAAGAGAGUCUACAUGUUUGAUUAUGUAGCAGUCAUCAAUAUGGCAAUUAACAUGGCUACACCAGUUGUGAAUGUUAUGAAGAGAAAACGGAUUGCUCAGCUCUUCGACCCACCCAACACCCUUUACCCGAAUGACAAAGAAUAUGAAGCUCAAAAAUUGCUGUGACGUCAAUUCACGCAUCUGUGUUUUAUACCACGACUCAUGAAGAUGCUGCAAAACAGUACAUUUGCACAGAGCUGGUGAAUCUCAUCGCAAUUGCUGAUGACUCACUGAUCAAGUCAUUGAUGUAAAAUGUCUCAGACUCUGUGUUGAUUACUACUGCCACACCGACAGCUCACUGCUGCUACUCCCUGUUUAUCUAUGCAUAGUCACUUUACAAAUUAACUUGACUAACCUAUACCCCCGCAUAUUGAUUCGGUACCGGUAGCCCCUGUAUAUAGACUUGUUAUUAUGUAAUCUUUUUUUGUUACUUUUUUAUUUGAUUUUUUUAGUUUAUUUAGUAAACAUAUUCUUAAGUCUAUUUCUUGAACUGCCUUGUUGGUUAAGGGCUUGUAAGUAAGCAGUUCACGGUAAGGUCUACACCUUUUGUAUUCAGCGCAUGUGACAAUUUGAUUUGAUUUAUUGUUGAAUAUAACCUUUCUUCCUUUCUCUUUGUGCCUCCCUUUAUCUUUGUCUCCCCUCCCUCUUCAUCUCCCUCUCUUCGCUCUGUCUUUGAAAGUUCAGGUCUUGUUGAAACAGGAAACUGAGUGUCUGAGUAAGAGGUGAAUAUAAACCCCCCUCCUCUCACAUCUCUCCACUCAGAUGUACUACAGAGCACUCUGCUGUGCUACACCUACAGAGCCUCCAUCUAUCACCACUGGCUCCUUUCCCCAUUGGAACAUCACAGAGGAGGAGAACACUCAUUCUCCAUUGGUGUCUAAAGGACUCUCACACAGAUUCUCAAACACGCACACGUCAUACUCACAUUACACAUGUGAAUGUUACCAGCAGUGUGAAACACCCAGACCCACUGGACUCGACCUCUGGGCCUCACUGGGCUAUACUUCUAUCCCUGCGGUACUCUACAGCUCUGACAUCAACUCAUUCCACAGCAUCCGAGUGCUGCUGAUCCUCACCAGAGCCACAACAGGGCAAUGCUCCCCCAGAGUUCUCUGGUAUCCCUUCCAUAAGAGCUCCACAUCGCCAUGGGCAGUGGGCCCAGUAAAGAGCAUCAGGGAUCCAGCACUCAUGCAGCCUUGCUGGGCCAGGAAGAGCUCGCUGAGCCGGUCAUACUGGAGAGCAGCAGGUAUGUAGUAGUGGCCCUGUAUAACUAUCCCACUGGACAUCCAGCAAACAGCAGUAUCCGCGCGGGAGAGAGAAUCAAUGUGCUUUCAGACGAGGGGGAAUGGUGGAAAGUGAGAUCCUCUGCCACAGGCAAUGAGAGCUACAUCCCCAGCAGCUACACAGCCAGGGUGUACCACAGGUGUCAGUAUGAGGGUCUCAGCAGAAAGAAGGCUGAGGAGCUCCUGUUGCUGCCCAACAACCAGACUGGCUCUUUUCUGGUCCGGGAAAGUCAGACCCACCCUGGUGCCCACUCCCUGUCAGUGCGUAAGACCAAUGACCAGGACCGUUGCUCAGUCAAACACUACCGGAUCCAACAACUGGAGAACGGCUGGCACUUCAUCUCCCCCUGCCUCACCUUCCCCACCCUCACAGCCCUAGUGGACCACUACUCAGAGGUCACUGAUGGGCUGUGCUGUCUGUUGGGGGAGCCUUGCUUCAUCCAGGGGUCCAACAGCAUUCCUGUGGCUACUGGCCCAAUACCCAUGGCCGUCAGGAAGUCCACCCUCAACUGGAAAGAUGCGGACAGCUCCAUGAUUUUUGGCAAGGUCAAUGAGGAUUCCCUGGUGAGCGAGGGCCUGAGAGAGGCCAUCAGUUCCUACCUCUUCAUGACAGGGGACUGCAGCCAUAAAUGGGACAGCUGAGACUGGAGCUGUCCUCAGAGAGACAAUAGUGAGAUACACAGACUAAAACGGAGAGUAAAAACGGAGCAAGGAGCUUACCUAUUGGGGCAGAGGGUACCUGAGGACCAUAUCACGUGGCCAUGAACCUAGUGGAUCUUGAACAUUGUUGAGGGAACUGGGAUUCACAACUCAACCACUGCAGACAACCAUUGUUCUCAAAGCGAUGGUUGUCAAGUGCUGACAUUGUCAAGCAGACGAGGCCUAUAUUUGCUUGGAUUCAUGAUCAGAAGACAUUUUUAGAUCCUGGAGGCAGACUACAAAAGACUUUACAGAAAUAAGGGAGUAACUGUGCCCAUAGGAACACAGUGUUCUAAAGAGAUCAUGCAUUCAAACUGAUUACAGGUUGCAACAUGGAAAAAGUGUCCGGAAUGAGAUGAUGAUCCUCACUGUGUCAGAUUGUGUACAUGAUCUCUAAUGUUAAACUAGAACAAUAGGUCUAAAGACAGUGACACGAUAUGUUACCAUUUAUUAUGGUUUUUGAAAAGCUGCUAACUUCAUAAUGAAAUGUUCCAUUCAGCCUUUACUCGUGAUUCUAAGUAACCACAGCUGAUUGCAAUGUUCCUUACAGAAAGUAGUGUGAUAGUGAGGUAUACAGCCCUAUAUAUGAAAGGCAUAACCACCUGCAUGUUUCAAAUAGAUCCCCUAUCAUCAGUAAACAGACUAUUUGGUUGGUUUUGUUGAGCUACCUUGAAAAAAAGGAAAUGUUUGUAUGGGUUUCCUGUCCUGAACAGAAACACCUUUUAGCUGUUGCUUGUUCUCCACCGCACCGCAGUAUAACUUUGACACAGGAUAUGGUCAAGGUGCAGUGGAAAAAAAUAUAGUGUGGCAGAGACAGCAGAAAGUUAUGAUUUGUGCUGAAGAGCAUCUCAAAGCUAUGUGUAAUAUUGAAGCAAUAAGGCAAGAGGGGUUGUGGUAUAUGGCCAAUAUACCACGGCUAAGGGCUGUUAUUAUGCAAGACGCAACACGUAAACGUAUUUAGAAAAGUACAAAUAAAUGUUUCAUUCCC